Molecule: messenger RNA, 1077 nt
Organism: Cadophora gregata
Lineage: Eukaryota; Fungi; Ascomycota; Leotiomycetes; Helotiales; Ploettnerulaceae
Exons: 2
Coding region: 1-1077 (358 amino acids)
Source: RefSeq, a predicted model, not a curated record
AUGGCGUCCGCAACGCGGUUACCCCUGAAAUCCAUAGCAUUUACGACUGCGCUCGUAGUCUCAGCAGGCGCAUCCAGAGUCAGCUUCAAGCAGCUCGCCCUCACCACUUUCACCGGACCAGGGAGUUAUUCGCGGAUAGUAGCAGCUCUGAUCGUACUUGCGAACCUCAAGAAUGUGCCGUUCGCAUGGCAUUUCCGCGUCUUCAACGCCAUCCUCAAACACUGCCUCUUCUCCCUCCCCAACAUCCCACCCGCCCUCGCCCCCUCCACGCUCUUCCUCCCCGUAAUAACAACCUCGCACUCUCCCCUCACAGAAUGCGACUACAACUUCCACAAAUCCAACAGCACAUACUUCUCCGACCUCGACGUAACCCGCUCGCACCUCGUCUGCGCCCUCAUCCAGCCCGGCAUCAAAGCCCUCCAGCAAAAUGCACAAACCAAACUCGUUCUCGACGCCCAGGGUAAACCUGUCCUGGGAAGAUGGAGCAUCAUGCUCGGCGGCGUGAUGUGCAGCUUCAAGCGCGAGAUCGGCAUGUACCAGGGCUUCGAGAUGUGGAGUCGCCUACUGUGCUGGGACAGGAAGUGGAUAUACGUCGUUACGCAUUUCGUGAAGAAGGGGACGGUGAAGCCAAGCGCAUAUAUCCUUACAGAUGGGAGCUGGUUUGGUGGAAAGGGGUAUAAGACUGUGAAGGGGGACAGUAACAGUCAGGAGGUGGAUGAGAAGGCCAUUUUUGCGAGCGCGAUUAGUAAAUAUGUUAUUAAGUUGGGACGGUUGACGACGCAUCCGGAGGUUUCGCUGAAUGCUUCGGGAUUGCUGCCACCCAAACCUGGCGGAUGGGCGACGAUGAGUGGGCCGUCCGGGGAGUCGACGCCGGAGACUUUGGAGGUUGAGGGAGAGGGCAGUGAGACGCCGGAGAGUGAGGGAUCAGAGGGAGAGUGGGAUUGGAAGAGGAUUGAGAAGGAGAAUAAAAGAGGUUUGAAGUUCGCAGAGCAUUUUGCCGCGCUGGAUGGAUUGAAUCAGGAGUUCACGGGAAGCAGGGAGGCGGCAUUGGGAAAGUAUAGAGACUUCUUGACGUAG